AUGCGUUUACUAGACCUCAUCAACGACCUCUCACGUAACCCACAAGUCAUCUACGAAAUAGAGAAGGAGAUAAACAGCCUCGCUAAUGGGAGUAUUGAAGGAGUCUACAGCCUGGCAUCCCAAAUUGAUCCAUCCAAUUCCGUAGCCACGUUCUACCUGUUCAAAAUAGUCGAAACAAAAAUAAGGCAGAACAAGGCGUACAACGAGACAGCCCAAUUUAUCGAAGGCUACUUGAACAGGGCUGUUGGAAGUGGAAAUCCAGUCCGACCCUGCGUGAUCGACUCCUACGUCCUACUUGCACUCCACUGCUGGCCCACUCUUCUCACCAACUUCAUUCCCGUGAUCCACGGUGCCCUGAGCAGCCAGGCCACUGCCUCAUUCGGCCUGAGACUCCUCCACGCCUUUCUGACUGAAAUCAAUUACAGCACUGAAAUUGAUCAAAAAAGAAGGAGCGAGCUGAAGAAGGCAGUGAGCACACUUGAUGGACUGGGAGAGGUGGUAGACCGGAGCACCGAUUCAGAAGACGUCAGACUGGCAAUCAGAAUCAAGAAGGAGCUCCUUACGAUGGCACCAAAGUUGAUCAAUUUUGAUUUGGUUUACAAGGAAGCUCCUUCCCACCCAAAUGAGGCAGUUGAGUUCUUUGUUGAGGCUGGAAAGAGUGGAACGGACGAGGAGAGGCUGAUUGGGCUGCUUGAGCACUUUCAACCCGAUUUGAAUCUGAUUGAUGCAUUCUUCACCAGGGCCAACACGGAUCAGAGGGUGAUGAAGUACAUGUUCAGGGGCAUUGGCGAGUCAGAGACGAUGGUUCAGUCACUUGGGUACUGGGCCAGGGUGCUGGGAAACGAGGGAGUCCCAGGAAGUGUGGUCACAGGCGUAUUGGAGGAGGCAUUGACGAAAGUGAAGGAAAUUGAGGAGGACGAGGCCCAGGAGGCCGAGACUGCGCUGUUUCAGGUGCUUUCUGCUGCCUCUCGAAGCCACCCUGCGACUGUUCUCGGCUACCUGGUCCAGGCCGAGUCGAAGACAGAAAGUCGAUUUGUCACAAGCUGCCUCUACAAAAUUCACAAAACGAAUCCAGCCAUUUUGGCUGACUCCUCCUUUUCUGGCGCCUACCUGAAUUCGUACGCCUGCUACCUGAUGGAUGAUCCAAGGUGUGUUGGACUCCUUGAGCAGCUGGAUUACGGCGACAAGGAGCAGACUAGGACGGCCGUGAAUGUCGUAGAGCGCUUCUACGGCCGUACGGCAGACAAGGCGCCAUUUGGCCGUCUCUACGCCUUAGUCUGCGACCACCUCAGUCACAGCUUCAAUUACGAGAUACUGGCUGCCAUUGAUAGCAGACUGGGCCGACACGUCUCCAUUGAAUUCAACUCGCCCUCUUCUGCCAUCCGCUACUUCUUCUACCUCAAGGCAGACUCGUCCCACUACUCCCAGUACAAGGAGGCCUAUCUCAGCUACUUUGCAGCAAACUGCCCCUUUGACCGCUGUUUUGCGAUUCUCAGCCGACUCGGCCUCGAUGAGUUCGAAUCCCGUCGAAUCCUCGAAUUUGUUUUCGACCAAUUUCAAACCUACCCAUUUUCUGAUAUUUGUUGCAUGAACACCGAUCUGAUAGGCCGCCACCCAGAAGUAGCAGACUACUUCAUCCAGAAGGAGGUGGCACACUUCGUGGAGGAAUACGAUGGCGUACGAGACUACAAGGAGUACUAUUUGGCAGCAAGGGGUCUCCUUGGCCUGAUGGAGACGCGUCUUCGAGUCAGCCCAGCCACCUUCUGGCUCCUGUUUGACUUGUUGUACAUCGACUAUGCGCCAGUUGUAAACAGAAUUCUGCUCAUUGUCAACCAGGAGUUCAAUAGGGCGUCUUCAGCCAAAAGUGGUGAAUCACACCCUGAAAUGGGAAAUGAAUCAAACUUAGAUAGGGCCGUAUACAGCUUGAUGACGUGCUACUCCCUGCCGCACAUGCUGCCAGCACAGGGGCAGAUUGCAACUGCCCUGGCGUGGCUGCUGAUUCGUGCACCUGGCUCGUUCGUGCGUGUUCUACGUGUUGAUUCUGAUCAGGUUGAAUCAAUUAGGUCACAGAUCAGGAAUAUGGAUAGACGAGGUGGAGUUGGGGUGGUUAAGAGCUACCUGGCUCGAUACAGGGGAAGACAGUUGCAUAGGAUGUAUGAGAAUGAGAGCAAGGUGAAAGAAUACAAGAUAUUUGGUAAGGAAAAGAGUAGGGGGGAUAUAACAGAUAUACCUGAUUUAAAUGGGUGA
Molecule: messenger RNA, 2247 nt
Organism: Enterospora canceri
Lineage: Eukaryota; Fungi; Microsporidia; Enterocytozoonidae
Source: the annotation of a GenBank genome assembly